GGGGCUCCUUGGCGCGCAGUCUCCUCGCGUCGCUUUGGAGUUUUCUGCAGGCAGCAGGCAUAAGAGUUUCUGGUUUCUCUCUCCCCAUCCCACCCCCUUUUUUGUAUGAACCCUGGCACUGAAAAAUAUUGUGGCAAUGAGCCUUGGUUAAGGCCUGUUUGAAAGCUCUGCAGCAGGCAGGGAGGCUGACAGCAUCUCUCUCUCUACCUUCCCAUUCCUAAAGACCCAGAGCCAUUAACCACAGAGGUUUUUCAGAUUGCCAUGUUAAUGCUUCUUGCGUUUGGAGUCCUACUUCAAGAAAUCUUGGCCAGGACCCAAGGUGAAAGUCUUACUGAUGGCAGCAACAUUCCACGAGUGCCAUUGUAUAGCUAUGGAAACAUCAACUUGCCCGAAGAACAUAUCCCAUACUUUUUGCACAAUAACCAGCCCUUUGCCACAGCUUGCAAGAACGAUCUUCAUUGCCCAUAUAAAAAAUACUUGAAGAAAUUGAAAGCCUGUUGGGGUUAUGAGAAAUCAUGCAAGCCUGAAAACCGUUUUGGAUAUCCGAGAUGUGAUUAUGCUGAGAUUGGAUGGGCUAACACCAUUGAGGAGGCCCAGCAUGUAUUCUGGAAGCAAGCUGACUUUGGUUAUGUUAAGGAGAGGAUGAAUGAAGUGAAGACUCACUGCAGACCUCAGGCAAUGGGAGAUUCUUCACUUCAAUGUUCUCGUUACCUCCAGUAUUGCAGAGCAACAAAUCUAUACAUUGAUUUAAGAAACCCCAAAAGAAACCAUGAGAGAUUCAAUGAAGACUUCUUCCAGAAGGGUGAAAUUGGAGGCCACUGCAAUUUAGACAUUCAAGCUUUCCUUGCUGAAGGGCAGCGGAAGAGCCCUUUACAGUCUUGGUUUGCAGAGCUCCAGACAUAUACGGAACUGAACUCCAGGCCUAUGGAAGAUGGCAGUUGUGAUGUUAUUAUUGACAAGCCAACUUAUUUCAUGAAGCUUGAUGCAGGUGUUAACAUGUACCACCAUUUCUGUGACUUUGUCAAUCUUUACAUCACUCAGCACAUUACCAACUCGUUCAGCACGGACACCAACAUUGUCAUGUGGGACACCAGUGCCUAUGGAUACGGAGACCUGUUCAGCGAAACGUGGAAGGCAUUUACAGACUACGAAAUAAUACAUUUGAAAUCCUACGAUUCAAAGAGAGUAUGCUUCAAAGAAGCAGUUUUUACACUGUUGCCUCGAAUGAGGUACGGCUUAUUUUAUAAUACACCAUUGAUAUCCAGCUGUCAUGGUACAGGAUUAUUCAGAGCCUUUUCCCAGCAUGUGCUCCACAGAUUAAAUGUCACACAAGAAGGACCCAAGGAUGGGAAAAUCAGAGUUACAAUACUCGCCCGGAGUACAGAAUACAGGAAGAUAUUAAACCAAAAUGAGCUUGCCAACGCUUUGAAAACGCUGCCGUUAUUUGAAGUCCGAAUAGUGAACUACAAGUACAAGGAGCUCGAAUUUAAGGAGCAGCUGAAAAUCACGCACAAUUCUGAUAUAUUCAUUGGGAUGCAUGGAGCAGGACUCACCCACCUUCUCUUUCUGCCAGACUGGGCUGUCAUCUUUGAACUAUACAACUGUGAAGACGAGCGCUGCUACUUAGACCUUGCAAGGCUGAGAGGCGUCCAUUACAUCACCUGGCAAAAGAAGGACAAAGUGUUCCCUCAGGAUGAGGGGCAUCACCCAACACUAGGAAAACACCCGAAGUUUACAAAUUACUCCUUCGACGUGGAAGAAUUCGUCCGUCUGGUGCUUUCGGCGGCUGAUCAUGUAUCGCAGCAUUCCAAAUGGCCGUUUAGGAGAAAACGCGAUGAAUUCUAGAUUAAUUGCCUAAUUUCACAGGGUAUUUUAAAUACAGCAGCGUUAUAAAAUGUCAAUUGUUCUGAUACACAAUUAUAAUUUUUUUUUCUCUCGGGAGGAAAAGUGUUAAAAGGAUUGGUAGUUGCAUAUCAUGGUUCCCACCCUCACACUGUUAUUUCUGUGUGUGUCGUCGUCCCCCCCGCCCAAUAAUGUUCUCACUCUCAAUUCCUUUCCUAAUUUUACUUGAGAAAUUUGCAUUUUGCAAGGUGUAUUUAUUAAGAUGGCUAAUAUUUGCACUACUUCCCUCCCUAUUUUAGGGGUUUUGCCCCCAUUGCUAAAAAGAAGGGUGAAGUUACAAAUAAGUGCAGUGGGUCCACUUUCCUUCUAUCUGCUGCUUCUUUUUUUUUAAGACUUCAAGGUUGAAACCAU
This is a messenger RNA of Podarcis raffonei (Aeolian wall lizard), 2253 nucleotides long. It is a transcript of the gene EOGT, whose product is annotated as EGF domain specific O-linked N-acetylglucosamine transferase. The record is from RefSeq and is a predicted model, not a curated record. Gene Ontology annotation, molecular function: protein N-acetylglucosaminyltransferase activity. Bases 262 to 1845 code for a protein of 527 amino acids. The transcript is spliced from 17 exons. NCBI's taxonomy places the organism in Eukaryota, Metazoa, Chordata, Lepidosauria, Squamata, Lacertidae. Gene Ontology annotation, cellular component: endoplasmic reticulum lumen.